This is a messenger RNA of Arabidopsis lyrata subsp. lyrata, 2957 nucleotides long. RefSeq lists its product as uncharacterized. Lineage: Eukaryota; Viridiplantae; Streptophyta; Magnoliopsida; Brassicales; Brassicaceae. The record is from RefSeq and is a predicted model, not a curated record. The transcript is spliced from 5 exons. The coding region runs from base 665 to 1720 and encodes 351 amino acids.
AAUAAACACAUUUCGCACUUUUUGAAUUAGAGGACAGGACACCCAAGUGCAAUCUGAUAAUUGUACAUAGAAACGUUCAAGGGAAAAUAAAUUAUUAAUUAAAUUAUCACGGAUAUUAAUUAAAUGAAUGAUCACGGAACCUUUUAUUAGUUAUUUUUUUCAGUUAGAUGUGUAUAAAUAACACUGACACUUGACUCGUUUCCGUUUAAACUCUGAUCUUUUUUUGUUCCCUCUUCUCUUCCGGAGCAAGCAUCUUCUUCAAAGAAGCAAAGGCACGAUCUUUAUAUUCCUAUUUUGGUUCUUUCUUAUGAUUAGGUUAUAUUACGAGUUAUCAUCUUCGUUACCAGUUAUGGUUCAUGCGAAACUUGAUUCUUAACUACUCCUUUGUGAUCGAAUGGGUUUUGCUUUCUUCAAAUCUUGAUGAUCCUGGGUUGAAUCGGUUAGGAUAGUUCCCGGUUUGUUCAUGGUUAACUGAUUUUAGGAUCGGAAUCUUUGCUUCUUCUUGAUCAAUGGUUAUCGGAAUCUUUGCUUCUUCUUGAUCAGUCGUUGAUACUCUUUGGUAGAUUAUUAUGCCUUUAUAAUCUGCAUCGUCAGAAAUCUGAAUCUUCGUGGUGGUACGUAAUGGGAUCUUGUAGGUUUCGCAUAUUCUUCUUCAAGUGCCUUGAUGGACAAAAACGAGCCAUUUGUGAGGAACGAGGUGGAUGACGUAACGCCAAAGAAACCAGAUGGUAAGGUUCUUGUUUUUUGUAUAUUUCUUCUUUGUGUUUGUUCAUCAUAUAACCAAAACCACUUCUUCUUUGUGUUUGUUCAUCGUGCAGAAUCCGCGUCUGCAUCAUCUCUCCAUGGGUCUGACGAAACGCCAAAGCAGAGUACCCAAAGCAACCAAACGGAUCAGGGAUCACCACUUGUUCCGUUACAAGAAUCUCCCAACGUUAAAGAUGAAUUUCCUAAGUUAACUGGCACAAUUCAAAGCAAAAAGGACCUGAGGACCGCUUAUCUCAAAGCUCCUAAAGCCACCCAUGGUUCAAUGCCAAAGCAGAGUCCUCAAAUCAACAAGACCUUUCCCAUGGGUCAGAGUUCACUACAUCUUCAAUUACAAGAAUCUCAUCUCAGCAAUUCCACAACCACCCACGGCUCCUCGCCAAAACCAGACUUGUCUUCACUUUCUACAACAACAGCUACGCAAGAACCGUCAGCUUCUGCUGAACCGGGCUCUGCUCAUACAAGAUAUAGAAUAAGACUGCCAGUUUUCAAAGAGCUUUGCUCGGGUGUGGAGUUUCAAUGGUAUGGACCGCAAGAACCAGACUUGCCUUCUUCAUCUGGAAAAGGAACCAUGCCAGCAAACAGUCCGUGUGCACCAAAGGUUUCUGCUGAACCAUUCACCCUCAGUACGAGCUCUCCACCAAGACAAGCUUCCGAGCAACUCUCCUGUGAUCAUCAGAAUUCAGGGGAUGAUAGUCGCACCAGUGAAGUAGCUUAUCCUAAACUAAGCAUAGAAAGACAAAGGAAAAAGGAUCUGAGGAGUGCUCACCUCAAAACUCCCACAGCCACUCACAGCAACACUACUACCACAACCACCCAUGGCUCCACGCCUUCUGUUGAUGUACCGGGAACAGUGACCCAAGAACCAGACAUGUCAUCAGCUUCUGAUGAUAAACGCCAAGAUGAUGAGAUCACAGCACCUGAUCAGGAUCACUCAGCUUUGGAUGACAAUCUUUAGUAAAAACUUUCCAUAUAAACUUCAUUUAGGUUUGGUUUGGUUUGCUUUGCUUUUCUGAAUUCCAAGAAAACUACUUCUGGUUUUGAUUUUGGUUCUAUAAGAAACCUAAAUUUGUUGGUUAACCCAUCAUGAUAUUUGCAAUGCUAUGUAAAAUGAAUUGCAGACCAACGAGAUGAAUCAUUUAUUGGUUAGAAACCCAUUUGUGUAGAUUAGGUUAUUUCAUACUUAUUGUUUUCAUUGAAAAUAUUCAGUUCCAUAAAAUUCUGAGUUAGUUUAUAUAUAAAAGCAGCAAAACCAUGAAAAUCUCCACAAUCAAUCCCAAACUAUACAAUGAUCUAAAUCCCAUCUUUUCCCAAUUUAAAAUUCUUUCCAUUCUGUUUUCUUAUUGCCUUUUUAUUAAGUUUCUUGCUAAGCAAGCAACCAUAAAAAUAUCUUAAAAAAGAAGACGUAGGCAACACAAGACAACUUACUACACCCAAUCAAAGAUCUAUGGAGAGAGAGACAGUAGGCAAGAUCUUUCUCUUUGUGAAAUGAGCUAGUGGUACAUGGGAAAGAUUGCUGAAACGAUUAAAGCAGAGAGUAUUGUUCCAAAGUUUUAUCAGAUUGAGCAGAAAUUGUAUGGUCUUAAACAAGUUUCUAUACGAAGUUGAUCACAAUUUGGGAAAAUUUUAAGAGUCCACAAGAUUAUCAUAUAAACAGAGUUCUCAUCUGCUUUUACGACCUAUAGAGAUUUUACCGAUCAGUAUGUUGAACUCGGAAAUCGACAUCAAUGGGAGUGUUCAUACAAAUCAUAAGGUGCCCACAAUGUGUCUAAAGGACAUGGAAGCUUCUAGGUUUGGGGAAAGUUGAACGAAUUAGAGAUUCUAGGUUUUGAAUCUCGGAGGAGACGAGGAAGUGGAAGAAGACGCUUUCAGGACACAAUUAGUGUUGCAGGAUUGAAUUCACGGCUGCGAUUGAGCCACGGAGGUAAACGAUGUCGAGUGUGAUGGCUACGUGGACGAGAUUAGGGUUACAGACGCCGGAAUAGUCGCCGGAGGAUCUGCAUUACGAAAUAUUGAAGAUUCUCUAAACAAACACCGGACUGCACUAUCCCUUAAUGGGCUGCUUUUAACUGAUUCGAAAAUAGUUACUUUUAAUGUGUGUUGGGCCACUUGGCUGAACUAGGCCUUAUUGGCUGAACUGGGCCUUAUUGGUUUUGUAUCAUUUUAUUUCUCAUGGUUUUUAAUAGAAAAUCCUU